Cajanus cajan (pigeon pea) is the source of this 2905-nucleotide messenger RNA. NCBI's taxonomy places the organism in Eukaryota, Viridiplantae, Streptophyta, Magnoliopsida, Fabales, Fabaceae. The record is from RefSeq and is a predicted model, not a curated record.
AUUUGCAACAUUCCUCACUCUCUUCUUUCUCCCUUCACUCUCUCUUUGGGAGAGAAAAGCUCUCUCUGUUGAAGCUUCAGCGGUGGAAAACACAAACAAGUACAUAACAGUGUCGCACAUUCAUAGCUGAUCGAGUUUCAGCAAUGCACCGCGUUGGUAGUGCGGGGAACACAAACAAUUCAACUCGCCCUCAUAAGGAGAGGAGACUAACAUAUGUUUUGAAUGAUUCUGAUGACACAAAGCAUUGCGCAGGCAUAAAUUGUUUAUCUGUGCUCAAGUCUGCAGCAUCUGAUGGGUCUGAUUAUCUCUUCACUGGAAGCCGUGAUGGCAAGCUAAAACGGUGGGCACUUGCUGAUGAUGUGUCAACAUGCUCUGCCACCUUUGAAUCUCAUGUGGAUUGGGUUAAUGAUGCUGUUCUUGUGAGUGAUAAUGUUCUUGUUUCGUGUUCUUCAGAUACGACUCUUAAGACUUGGAAUGCCUUGUCCACUGGAACAUGUACUAGGACACUCCGACAACACUCAGAUUAUGUUACUUGCCUUGCAGCGGCUGAAAAAAAUAGCAAUAUGGUUGCCUCUGGUGGCCUUGGCGGGGAGGUUUUUAUUUGGGAUAUUGAAGCUGCGGUAGCUUCAGAUGUAAAAUGCAAUGAUGUGAUGGAUGAUGAUAAUUCAAAUAGUAUCAAUGGUUCUGGAAACUUGUUACCAACGACAAGCUUACGUACCAUCAGCUCAAGCAACAGUAUAUCUGUACACACUACUCAAACUCAAGGAUACAUUCCAAUUGUUGCAAAAGGGCAUAAGGAAUCUGUUUAUGCGUUGGCAAUGAAUGAAGGUGGAUCACUUCUUGUUUCUGGUGGUACAGAAAAGGUUGUGCGUGUUUGGGAUCCGAGAUCUGGAUCAAAGACUUUAAAGCUUAAAGGUCAUACAGAUAACGUCAGGGCUUUGCUUCUGGAUUCUACUGGCAGGUUUUGUUUAUCAGGAUCUUCAGACUCCAUGAUAAGGCUUUGGGAUCUUGGUCAGCAACGUUGUGUGCAUUCUUAUGCUGUUCACACAGAUUCUAUUUGGGCUCUUGCCAGCACUUCAACAUUUAGUCAUGUUUAUAGUGGUGGUAGAGACUUUUCAUUAUACUUGACAGACUUGCAAACAAGAGAGAGUGUUUUGCUUUGCACUGGGGAACAUCCUAUCCUUCAAUUGGCUGUGCAUGACGAUAACAUAUGGGUUGCAUCAACGGACGCUUCAGUUCAUAGAUGGCCUGCUGAAGGAGGCAACCCUCAAAAGGUUUUCCAAAGAGGCAAUUCUUUUUUAGCUGGAAAUUUGUCCUUUUCAAGAGCAAGGGUGUCAGUAGAAGGAUCUACCCCUGUUCCUGUAUAUAAACAACCAACUUUAACUAUUUCUGGCAUCCCUGCAAUGGUACAACAUGAAGUUUUGAAUAAUAAGAGACAUGUCCUGACAAAGGAUACUUCUGGUUCAGUGAAGUUGUGGGAAAUUACAAAAGGUGUUGUAGUUGAAGAUUAUGGAAAGGUUUCAUUUGAGGAGAAAAAAGAAGAGCUGUUUGAGAUGGUAUGAUUACCUGCAUGGUUCACAGUAGAUACCAGGCUUGGAUGUUUAUCUGUACAUUUGGACACUCCUCAAUGUUUUUCUGCUGAGAUGUAUUCAGCAGACCUUAACAUUAUAGGCAAGCCAGAAGAUGACAAGGUUAACUUGGCUCGAGAAACACUGAAAGGGCUCUUGGCUAAUUGGUUGAGAAAAAGAAAGCAAAGAAUAGGAACUCCAGCCCCUGCUAAUGGGGAGUUAUUAUCUGGAAAGGAUAUUGGUGCUAGAAGUCUUACACAUUCAAAAGUUGAGGUUGAUGGAAGUUCUGAGAUUGAUGCAAUGGUUUAUCCUCCAUUCGAAUUCUCAGUUGUUUCCCCCCCUUCCAUUAUUACUGAGGGAACCCAUGGAGGUCCAUGGAGAAAAAAAAUUACUGAUUUAGAUGGAACUGAGGAUGAAAAAGACUUCCCCUGGUGGUGUUUGGACUGCGUAUUGAAUAAUCGGUUACCUCCUAGAGAAAAUACGAAAUGCAGUUUCUAUUUGCAUCCAUGUGAAGGUUCUAGUCUCCAGAUCCUCACCCAAGGGAAGCUAAGUGCUCCACGUAUAUUAAGAAUUCAUAAAGUUAUUAAUUAUGUUAUAGAAAAGAUGGUACUCGACAAACCUUUGGAUAGUGUCAAUUCCGAUGGUAAUUUCCCCCCUGGACUUGCUGGGUCACAAUUACAGCACCAAGCAGUUGGGGAUGUGUCUUUCCGAUCUGGGUUUAAACCUUGGCAAAAGAUUAGACCUUCUAUUGAAAUAUUGUGCAACAAUCAGAUAUUGUCUCCUGAAAUGAGCUUAGCCACGGUGCGAGCUUAUAUAUGGAAGAAAACAGAUGACCUUGUCCUAAAUUACAGAGUAACUCAAGGGAGGUGACUGAAAAAGGCGCUUCUGUCAGAAGCGGUUUUCUUGUGAUUGUGUGAUCUGGACAUUGAUUCUCUGGGGUGGUUACUCUGACCAGUGGCAUUGCAAGAGGCUUGUAUAUUCUAAACUCAUUGAUCACCAAAUUUAGUGGCAUUCUUCAAACCUGCUUGGAUAGAUUUUACGUUAUCAGGGAGUUGUUCUAUAAAUUUUGAAUUAUAUCUAGUUGGCGGGCUUACUUUCCCUGGACAUGCACUCAUGGAUUCUGUCUUGCAAGAUGAGGUUUUCUAAUUGUCUCUUGAGAAUUAUUGGGGAUCAUAUGGGAUGUUUUCCGGGAAGUGGGUAGUAAAUUUAGAGAUGACAACAAAAACAUUGUACAUUUGAAUUGUGCAUUAAUUACCUAGCCAUAGAAAUUAUGUUCUAAAGGUGUGUAUCUUCACAUUCUCAAAGCGUUCUGUUUCUUUUUUAAUUUAAAAUUUUGU